AAUUGAUUGAAGGAAAAGUUAAAGUUUCUUAUCCAAUAAUUGCCUAUUUACUCCAUUACUUCCUUAUAUAUAUUUCCUUAAUUUCUCUCUAGCUCUCCACACCAUCUCUCCUCAUCAAUGUCAUCUAAUUUUCUUCACAUGCCUAUGACAAUCACCAUGUCCUCUCAAAAUUUUCAACAUCAUGAUCACUCAUCUUAUUUUGCCUCUAUAACAAAAGAUAUAGAGGCCCAUCUCAAGCAAUCCAUCAUUGUCAAGCCUCCUUUCACAGUCUAUGAGCCCAUGUACAAUUUGGCCUUUACAACGCCGCCAACUUCAGCACCUUUGCUAUGUGUGGCGGCGUGUGAACUUGUUGGGGGCCACAGGAGGCAAGCCGUGGCAGCAGCCUCGAGCUUGCACCUCAUGCAUGUAGCUAGCUUUACUCACGAACACCUUCCUUUAACCGAUAGAUCCAAUCCAAAUCCAAUGAUUCACCACGCUUACAAUCCAAAUAUUGAGCUUCUUAUCCCAGAUGCAAUAGUCCCUUUCGGGUGUGAGUUGUUAACCCGUUUAGAUAACCCGAUCGAAGAUGAUCAUGCAGAUCGGGUUUUGAAGGUUAUUGUGGAGAUCACGCGAGCCUUUGGAUCACAAGGGAUUAUUGAUGGUCAAUUCCAUGAGAAGGUAGUCAAUAGAUCCAAUGGUGAGGAAGAAAACAAUAAUGCUGAUUGGAUCGAUUACACAUGUCGAAAAAAGGAAGGGAAGUUGUAUGCGUGCGCGGCUACAUGUGGUGCCAUUCUUGGAGGGGCAAAUGAAGAAGAAGAAGAAAAAUUGAGCAAGUUUGGUCUCUAUGUGGGCAUGAUUCAAGGAUAUUCUAAAAUUGGUAGAGGGAAAGAAGAGGAGAGACUAAAAAGAGUUGAGGAGCUCACCAAAUUAGCUAUAAAAGAAUUAGAACAUUUCAAGGGAAGAAGGGUUGAAGAAAUUUCAAGCAUUAUUCUAGGCCCAUAGAUUUUUUUUAUUAUUAUUUAUCAAAUGGCCAAUCUUAGUGUAUAAUUUUUGUUGAAGAAAAUUUGAAGAAGAUACAAUAAAGUGGGACAUGGCUUGUCGUGUGA
Molecule: messenger RNA, 1085 nt
Organism: Cannabis sativa
Lineage: Eukaryota; Viridiplantae; Streptophyta; Magnoliopsida; Rosales; Cannabaceae
Product: heterodimeric geranylgeranyl pyrophosphate synthase small subunit, chloroplastic
Exons: 1
Coding region: 118-981 (287 amino acids)
Biological process (GO): isoprenoid biosynthetic process
Molecular function (GO): prenyltransferase activity
Source: RefSeq, a predicted model, not a curated record